AUGACAACACCAACAGACGAACUUUACAUUAACCGUCAACUUACUCUCACUAUACUCUCACCAUCAUGUUGCCCCCUUGAGACUUUUUCAACGGUCCGAGAGUAUGUAGCCGGCAUACGUGAUGCUAUCAUUGGACAUUGCAACUUACAUGAAAGCGGGAUGAUUCUACAUGACCUUAUGGCAGAAAAAAUCACUCUGUCUAAGCCAGACAAAACGGGUGUUAGCAAAGGCUUUCUGGUUGAUUUAGAUAUGGCUUCUUUGCGUCGGAACCACGACGAUUGGGAUUAUCCCAGAGCUAUGAGUGGCAUCAAAAAGUAUAUGGCGCUGGAACUUUUGCAAGCUAUUGACGAAAAGGAAAACACCCUGAAAGAGACCUACCGUCAUCAUCUUGAAUCAUUCUUCUACGUUCUCAUAGUUGAGUGUAUGAGCUUUUGUCGUAAAUUAGCUCCAGAGCAUCUCAGUUACUGGUAUUCAGCUGACACUACAGUUUGCUUAUAUGCAUAG
Molecule: messenger RNA, 504 nt
Organism: Blumeria graminis f. sp. triticale
Lineage: Eukaryota; Fungi; Ascomycota; Leotiomycetes; Helotiales; Erysiphaceae
Source: the annotation of a GenBank genome assembly